Molecule: messenger RNA, 3738 nt
Organism: Haliotis rubra (blacklip abalone)
Lineage: Eukaryota; Metazoa; Mollusca; Gastropoda; Lepetellida; Haliotidae
Product: zinc finger protein 639-like
Exons: 2
Coding region: 448-2775 (775 amino acids)
Biological process (GO): regulation of transcription by RNA polymerase II
Cellular component (GO): nucleus
Molecular function (GO): DNA-binding transcription factor activity, RNA polymerase II-specific; RNA polymerase II transcription regulatory region sequence-specific DNA binding
Source: RefSeq, a predicted model, not a curated record
ACGAAAGAGUUUAAUGCUUUUGUCAGUAAAUUAGUCUUUCGAAAGUUCGGACGCCAGUGCUAUCAUAGAAGCGCAACAGUUACAGGAAUCACAGAAGCGGCAGGUAGACAGAUGUUAUCCUGUGCUAAAAUAUUCAGCCCUGGUGAAGUGAUGGAUUGUUUGCCUAAUCUUUAAAAGUAAAACAAUCAAACAGAAUGACUGGGAUGAAGAACUGUAGACUGUGAUGAACACUGCCAAACAAUAAUGCAUAUAUAUGUAAAAGUACAGCCUAUAUAGGAUGCUGAUAAUAAUGUGGCUGCAUCAAGCAUAUAUAAAUUGCAGUUAUUCUGGAGCAGUCAGUUUUGUGUAUUUGUGUCCAGAAAAAUGUUUAUACUGGUGAGGUAUAAAAGGUUAUUUGCUUAAAAAUGUGUCAUUGACAUUGUGGCUUGGUGUCCUGAUUACCGUGCUAUGGAAAAAGACACCGAUCUGAAUGUAUUUGGAGCCGAUUACUACAUUACUGAUCAGUCACAGGAUAGAUAUGCCAUGCCCACAAGCAGCAAGCCCUCUUCAAAUAAGUGCACAAAGAUGAGCAUGAAAGAACCAAUAAAUUCCACAAAACAUUCAAAAGUAUUAAUCCAGCAAUCUACAGGUUAUCCACUCUCAGUGACCAUGCCUUCAGUCAAAGACAAACCUCAAAGUCCAAAAAUGUCCACUGUUACCAUCAAGCAACCUGUGGGAAACCUUUUGAUUUUGAACACCAGUGGGCAAAUGACAGCUUUUGGGAAAAGUGUUUUGUUAGGAAGUUCUGCACAAGGAACUACUCUACAAAUGACUUCUCACCUUCCACAGUCUUCAUUCUCUGGAAGUCUCUUAAAAUCAAAAUCACAGCAACCAACAAUUUCAGAGGUUCCUGGACCAACAGUUCCUAUAACUGCCCAGACUAGUGUCCAACCAACAAUAACCAGAACAGUUCCUGGCAUGUCAUGUGAUAAAGUCCAGAUUGAAGCUUCAAAAAGACAGGCAGACGUCCACAAUAUGUACUGUGAUGAUCAGUACCCCUUCACUUCAAGUUACUAUGGGAAAGUACCUUACACCUUAGAUAUAGCUUCACAAUUAGCAUCAGCUGUGUCUAAGGAUGAAAUUACCAACAUCUUUCAAAGCUAUUUGAAGUCAAGAAGACUUACAGACUCAUCCUCUGAUCAUCAUACAACAGACUCUAGAUUUAACUUCAGUGCUGAUGAUCAAAAGAAAACCGAUAUGGCUCCUCAAGGAACCAGUGGAAGUAAUUCAUGGAGGACACCUUCUCAAGGAUUGUCUGAAGAACAAGCUGGAAUCACUGAGAAGAUGCCCAAUGUGUCUCAAGAGACCUGCAGUGAAAUUUCUUUGACCUGCAGUGAAAGUGCUUUGAAUAUGGACUCUGAAGAAGAGGAUAGCCCUGGAAUCAGAGUGACAUUUUCAGAAGAUUUGGUCAGAAAAUUUACUGAUACUGAUAGCCAACCAGCCAUUGGAAUUCCUGUUACUGAUACCAUCGAUGCUGUUGAUGGGGGUAUCAUCUUAGGUCAGGAUACUGAGGACAUGCAAACCAGACCGCAAAGUCCAACUUUUGAGAAGACUCCAAAAGAAGUGAAGGAAAAGCCUGCAAAGAAGGAGAUCGAGACAUCAUCAAGUUUCAGAAUCGGUGCCAUGGAGUUUAAUACUGAGACUCUGUAUAGCCUCAUCAUUGAGGAGAAGUCUGAGACAGAGUAUUUGUGUAAGAACUGCAAGGAGGUGUUACCAGAUAAAGAAAGGGCAGUCAUGCACAUGGAUGUCCAUCACCCAUACAGAUGCAGUGUAUGCAGUAGGACCUUCGGCACCAUUGGGGAUUUUCGGGAACAUCGCAAAACUGCACAUGGGGAAGUUCUAUAUUGUACAAGGUGUACAUUCAGUACACCACUGAUUAGUAAACUACAGCGACAUGUGAAAGCUGUGCACAAUCCGUAUGAAUCCAGUGCAAGUAAAUUUGACAAUUGUGUGUGUCACAUCUGUGGGAUGACUUUCACAGUGUGGGAUUCUGCAGGAAACCAUAUGGAAGAGGUCCAUGGUAUAACCCACAUAGCAAGAGAGGGAGACCUCAGGUGCCCAAUUUGUAACUACCUGUCAGGGAGUAAAACAUCCUUCCGAAACCACAUGAAGAAGCAUGCUGGGUUGUACAUCCACUGCAAGUUUGAAGGCUGUAAGUAUAAGUCAGUGUUGUCGAGACUUGUUGAUCUUCACUACGACAGAGUACAUCUUGGUAAGAGGUCAUUUCCUUGCCCUUUUGAAGGCUGUAAUGUGAGAUCAAAGAAGAAGACUGAACUGGAUAUUCACAUGAACAUAUCUCAUUACAAAAUAAGGAAGUACAAGUGCGAACAGUGCGGGAAAGGUUUCAUGGCAAAGAAACACCUGUAUGUCCAUUUGAGAAUUCAUUCAGAUUCGAAGCCAGUGCAGUGCAACUUCUGUGAUUAUAGAUGUCGACAGAAGUCUUCGUUGAACUGGCACAUGAAGAAGCGUCAUCCUGACAUGGUGGAGGAGAAGGAGAAGGCCACAUACAAUGCUGUUCCUGGUAUUCCCGCCUUCCGCCACCUGAUGAAGCCAGGGAGGAAGGGGAGGAAGAAAAAGAAGAAGAAACAGGAGAGUGAUAGUGAGGACCAUGAUGAACUGGAUGAGGUGGACGAGCAAGAUGAACAUGAUGAACGGAACAGCUCCCAUUCCUCCUUGGUGGAUCAAGACAAUGUCCCAUGCUCUUCCACAACGGGGAUCAGUGACAGUGGACAAUGAGACACCGGUGCCUAAUAUGUUGGUAUUUGAGUUUGCUGUGGACGAUCAGCUCAUUAGUUGGUCUAUAAUGAUUCAAUGGUUUGAAAAUUUAGUGAAAGCACAGUAUUUAUGGAUUGCAUUCAUGAUUUUGUUCAAGAAGAGUUCUCAAGCCAUUGUUGCUUUAUAAUGCAAGUCAUUUUCAAGGUUUGAUUGGGGCAACAGGGAUUUAACUUGGUUAUUUAUUAUAGGGGUGCAGCCGACUCUAAUCUUUUAAUUAUUGUGGUAUCACGUCGGAAAAUCCAAUUAACCAAUUAAUUUCUCAGAGAAAAGUAAAAUAUUUUUACAUCAUCAUACCUCAAGGUGACGGAAGUUUGCAAAUAUUUAGCGGUGAAUAGUAGAUAUGAAGUUCCCUUCAGGUGUGAAGGUAAUUUGAAGGCAUAUUGUUUGUUUUAUAAUGAUAACUGAAGGGAAUUAAUUUAAAUUUAAGAUAAAUUUUCUUAGUCAAUGCCAUCAAUCUGCAUUGUUUUUGUGCAUCUUGUUUUCAAUUUUUCUGAGUAAUGGAUGCGGGAUUUCAGUCUCUGUAUCAUACCAGAGUGUGUCACAUGUAUCAUGACCUACAAUCAAGUGUUGUUUCAGCCCUGUGUGUGUAGAACUAGCAUACAAAUCUGUUCAACCGAACUUACAUACCACUGAAUACAGGUAUCAUCAUGAUCAAAAGAAAGUUCAUGCAUAUUGAGAUUCCUAUUUGUCGUACAGUUGACAUCUGAUUUAUUGUGAUGUUACCAUGGAUACAAGAACAAAUAGAAUCAUGGAAUGAUGUGGGUUUUUUCGUGUCAAUCAAAACAACCCUUUACAUGUCAGUAUUAUAACAGUGACUGUUGUGCAUCCUAGUAAUAGUGUUUUUCUCCAUUCUGUUUCAAUAGGAUAUAUACAAUAUAUACACUGCACCCACCACAGUUUCAUUUUGUGUUAAACCCAAUUUCA